GCCGGACCGCCUUGGCCUCCGCAGAGUCGCCUCGGACCUGCGUUCGUCAGGGUCUCCUCCUCUCUGGCCCUCCAGACGGGAGCCCCGUGGAGAUGCGGAGCGAGUGAGGCAGAUCCCAGGACAGCCCGGACUCUCGGCGCGGGAGGACCCCGCCGCCGCCCGCCCAGGGGCUCCGCCCACAGCCCAGGCCCGGAGCCCGGGGCGCCCGGCUCGUCGUGGCACCGUCCCCGCCGGCCUGGUCGCGAUGCCGCUCUACGAGGGCCUGGGGAGCGGCGGCGAGAAGACGGCGGUCGUCAUCGACCUGGGAGAGGCCUUCACCAAGUGUGGAUUUGCUGGAGAAACUGGUCCGAGAUGUAUAAUUCCUAGUGUGAUAAAAAGAGCUGGCAUGCCAAAGCCAAUCAAAGUUGUCCAAUAUAAUAUUAAUACAGAAGAAUUAUAUUCCUACCUAAAGGAAUUCAUCCACAUACUGUAUUUCAGACAUCUGUUGGUGAAUCCCAGAGAUCGACGAGUUGUGGUUAUUGAGUCAGUGUUAUGUCCUUCCCACUUCAGAGAGACACUCACGCGUGUCCUUUUCAAAUAUUUUGAGGUCCCAUCUGUCUUACUUGCUCCAAGUCAUCUAAUGGCCCUUCUGACACUUGGGAUUAACUCCGCCAUGGUCCUGGAUUGUGGAUAUAGGGAAAGCUUGGUGUUACCUAUCUAUGAAGGAAUCCCAGUCCUGAAUUGCUGGGGAGCACUCCCCCUAGGUGGAAAAGCUCUUCACAAGGAGUUGGAAACGCAGCUGUUGGAGCAGUGUACUGUUGACACCAGUGCUGCCAAAGAGCAGAGCCUGCCCUCAGUGAUGGGCUCAGUUCCCGAAGGUGUCUUAGAGGAUAUUAAAGUGCGUACUUGCUUUGUAAGUGAUCUGAAGCGUGGACUAAAAAUCCAAGCUGCAAAAUUUAAUAUUGAUGGGAAUAAUGAGCGCCCCACUCCACCCCCAAAUGUUGACUACCCAUUAGAUGGAGAGAAGAUUUUACAUGUCCUUGGAUCAAUCAGAGAUUCAGUUGUGGAAAUUCUUUUUGAACAAGAUAAUGAAGAGAAAUCAGUUGCCACCUUAAUACUGGAUUCACUUCUGCAGUGCCCAAUAGACACCAGGAAGCAGCUAUCAGAGAAUUUGGUCAUCAUAGGUGGCACAUCUAUGUUGCCUGGAUUUCUCCACAGAUUACUUGCAGAAAUAAGGUAUUUGGUAGAAAAACCAAAAUAUAAAGCAACACUUGGCACCAAGACAUUCCGAAUUCAUACUCCGCCUGCAAAGGCUAAUUGUGUGGCCUGGCUGGGAGGGGCAAUUUUUGGAGCACUGCAAGAUAUACUUGGGAGCCGUUCAGUUUCAAAGGAAUAUUACAAUCAGACGGGCCGUAUACCUGAUUGGUGUUCUCUCAACAACCCACCUUUGGAAAUGAUGUUUGAUGUUGGGAAAGCUCAGCCACCCCUGAUGAAAAGAGCAUUUUCCACUGAGAAAUAAAACUUUGAUCAAAAUCCAGCCUUGCUUCAUUUCAAAUAUUUAAUCAAUUAGAAGUAAAUUGUAAGACUUAUAUAGGAUGCUUUACUAUAUAUAAUAAACUAUGUAGGUAACUUUAGGGUAACAAGGCAUUUCUGUAUUUACUCUGUAUUAAUGUUAAUAUAUGGCUUUGUUCCUGUGUAGUAUUGCAAAAUAGCUGAUGUUCAUGAGCUGUGCUGCAUUUAUAUCAAUAAAAUACAUUAAGCAAUUUAA
Messenger RNA from Jaculus jaculus (lesser Egyptian jerboa), 1747 nucleotides. It is a transcript of the gene Actr10, whose product is annotated as actin related protein 10. Gene Ontology annotation, biological process: retrograde axonal transport of mitochondrion. The record is from RefSeq and is a predicted model, not a curated record. NCBI's taxonomy places the organism in Eukaryota, Metazoa, Chordata, Mammalia, Rodentia, Dipodidae. Bases 245 to 1498 code for a protein of 417 amino acids. The transcript has 13 exons.